Messenger RNA from Pygoscelis adeliae (Adelie penguin), 1393 nucleotides. It is a transcript of the gene CLPB, whose product is annotated as ClpB caseinolytic peptidase B homolog (E. coli). NCBI's taxonomy places the organism in Eukaryota, Metazoa, Chordata, Aves, Sphenisciformes, Spheniscidae. The annotation marks the transcript as partial. Gene Ontology annotation, cellular component: cytoplasm; mitochondrion. Gene Ontology annotation, molecular function: ATP binding; ATP hydrolysis activity; protein binding. The record is from RefSeq and is a predicted model, not a curated record. Gene Ontology annotation, biological process: cellular response to heat. The transcript has 15 exons.
AAGAUGCUCUGCUGGAAGCUGCGAGGAUCAACAACGUUUCGGAAGUCAACAGGUUGUUGCUGGAAGGCACAGACGUGAACGCGAGGCACAAGCUCGGCUGGACUGCUCUCAUGGUGGCAGCUAUCAGCAGAAACUCCAGCGUGGUGAAGAUCCUGCUCGCAGCUAACGCGGAUCCAAACCUUGGAGAUGAUUUCAGCAGCGUGUAUGAGACUGCCAAGGAAAAAGGCCUCCAUUCUCUAGAAGUCCUUGUAACCCGGGAGGACGACUUCAACAACCGCUUGAACAUCAGAGCCAAUUUCAAGGGCUGCACAGCUCUACACUACGCAGUACUGGCUGAUGACUACCUGACGGUCAAAUUGCUGCUGGAUGGAGGUGCCGACCCCCUGCGGAAGAACGAAAUGGGACAUACGCCCCUGGAUUAUGCCCGCGAAGGGGAGGUCAAGAGCCUUCUGAAAGCGUCGGAGGCGAAGUUCCAGGAGGAGCAGCGCAGGAGGGAGGUGGAGGAACGCCGGAGGUUUCCGCUGGAGCAACGGCUGAAAGAGCACAUCAUCGGUCAGGAGAGCGCGAUAGCGACGGUGGGAGCAGCUAUUCGGAGGAAGGAAAAUGGCUGGUAUGACGAGGAGCACCCGCUGGUCUUUCUUUUCUUGGGAUCAUCUGGAAUAGGUAACGUUUGGCUCGCCCGUCAGGCCGUCAGAUACCGUGUUAAGUAUUUCUUUCUCUUGCAGGGUUUCAUCAGGCUGGACAUGUCAGAGUUCCAGGAGAGGCACGAGGUCGCCAAGUUCAUCGGCUCUCCUCCCGGCUACGUGGGCCAUGAAGAGGGCGGGCAGCUCACCAAAAAGCUGAGGCAGUGUCCAAAUGCUGUGGUGCUCUUCGACGAGGUCGACAAAGCCCACCCAGAUGUCCUCACCAUCAUGCUGCAGCUGUUCGAUGAGGUGAAACCCGUCGGUGUAGGGUGCUCUCCUCAGGCGCCCGACACGCGCAGGGGCAGCCGCGGGAGACCCAAACCCUCCGUCCGGAGCGUCAAGCGCAGGGACACCCCACUACCACACCAAGCCUGGCUGGUGGCACGUGUGGAGGUGGUUCCGGAGGAUGUCCAGAUGACCGACAAGAUAACCAUCUCCAAGCAGUUCAAGGAAAAGGUUAUUCGCCCCAUCUUGAAGGCUCACUUCAGACGAGACGAGUUCCUGGGGAGGAUCAAUGAGAUUGUCUAUUUUCUCCCUUUUUGCCACUCGGAGCUCAUCCAGCUUGUCAACAAGGAGCUGAACUUUUGGGCCAAGAAGGCCAAGGCGAGGCACAACAUCACCCUGCUCUGGGACAGGGAGGUCAUGGACGUGCUGGCUGACGGCUACAACUUGCACUACGGUGCCCGGUCUAUCAAACACGAGGUCGAGCG